AUCACAACACAAAAGCCUCUCACAUGGAAGCGAUGCCAGCAAUGCCCCUCUUUGGCCUACCGUCAUCAUCAUCAUCAACAUCAACAUCAACAGUAACUCGCCACAAUGGAGGGUUUCACGAGUCUGUUUGGUGCGGUGGUGUUUCUUGUUUUGGCCUGUCGUGUCCAGAGCCAGUGGGCACCCAGUUAUACGCAACAACAACCCUGGGCUCAGCAGCUACCCAAGAAUCCCGUGCCCACCGUCACGCCACCGCCCUCUGACAAAUGCCGAGUGGAGGACGGCGCCAAGAUCCGCUGCGGACGCACAGAUGUUACCCCGGAGCAGUGUCAGAACAUAGAUUGUUGCUAUGACGGGCUCACCUGUUACUAUGGGAAAGCAGUGACAGUGCAGUGUACCAGAGACGGGCAGUUCGUGGUUGUCGUGGCGAGGGAUGCCACGUUGCCGCGCAUCGACGUGGAGUCUGUGAGUCUCCUGGAGUCGAGUCAUGAGUCCUGCAGCCCGGCCGGCGUCACAGCAGAGUUCACCAUUUUCCAGUUUACAGUGAUGCAAUGUGGGACUAGAGCAGUAGAGGAAGAUGGCUACAUUGUUUAUGAAAACCACAUGUCCUCAGCGUAUGAGGUGGGAAUAGGACCCAAAGGAUCAAUCACCAGAGACAGCCAUUUUGAACUGCUGUUUCAGUGCCGGUACUCUGGCUCUGCGGCCCAGGCUGUUGUCAUGGAGGUAAAUGAUGUCCCCGCUCCCCUCCCUGUCGCCGCCGCGGGGCCUCUCCGGGUGGAGCUCAGACUGGGGAAUGGGCAAUGUCACACAAAGGGAUGUGUCGAGGAGGUGGCAGCGUACAGCUCCUACUACUCUGCAGCAGACUAUCCCAUCACCAAAGCCCUGAGAGAUCCGGUCUAUGUGGAGGUGCGGAUCUUGGAGCGGUCUGACCCCAAUGUGGUCCUGACCCUGGACCACUGCUGGGCCACGUCUGCCCCUGCCCCACACAGCAUGCCUCAGUGGGACCUCCUGCUGAAUGGUUGCCCAUACUCUGAGGACCAUUAUCUGACCAAACUGGUGCCAACUGAAGCCUAUUCUGGCCUUGAUUAUCCAACACAUUACAAACGAUUCAUUGUACAGAUGUUCACGUUUGUGGAUCAAAGCACGUACGCUCCAUACCAGGACACGGUGUACAUCCACUGUUCUACAUCAGUGUGCUACCCCAGCAGCCUGGACUCCUGUCAAUCACAGUGCCACCGGCAAAGGAGAAGCACUGCAGCCAAUGUUUCCUCCAACCAGAGAACAUUGGUGUCGAGUGGGAAAGUGAUCCUGAUCUCCGACCCCAGCCGCAGAGAAACCACUUCAACACACAUGUCUAGAUCUAAAUUUAAGGGCUGACGAUCCACUGACGCAUAUUUUUAAUAAUAAUAAAGCUUGUUAUAAGCUCGUGCUGUACUUGAUCCAUGGAUUCAUAAAGUGAAGGUCAAAAUCGACUGACUUUUAAAACGCUGAGGCAGUGAGCUUUACCAGUAAUGUAACCUGGUCUUGUGCACUGCGGCGAUCUCACAAGGUUGAAUUACGAGUCGAUAUCUUGCAGUGAUGGAAGUUG
Molecule: messenger RNA, 1585 nt
Organism: Periophthalmus magnuspinnatus
Lineage: Eukaryota; Metazoa; Chordata; Actinopteri; Gobiiformes; Gobiidae
Product: zona pellucida sperm-binding protein 4-like
Exons: 8
Coding region: 106-1374 (422 amino acids)
Biological process (GO): binding of sperm to zona pellucida; prevention of polyspermy
Cellular component (GO): egg coat
Molecular function (GO): structural constituent of egg coat; acrosin binding
Source: RefSeq, a predicted model, not a curated record